AUGGACAAGGCGCCUGCCUACGGAGCAGGAGAUUCACGGUUCGAGUCCGUGCGGAGUAUCAGCACCGAAAGCAGACUCUUACUGGCAGACAUACAUAGAUCUCAACAGCCUGCAAACAUACUGAGCACAGAGAAGCCGAGCAAUAGUGAUGGAGAGUCUCGAAGCGACCGUGUGAAGGCAUGCUCACGAGCGUACUUGAACACCCUGCUCUUCAUGGACCCGAUCGAGCAGAGAAGCAAGCACAUCGUCGAGCUCCUGGAGAAAAGGACUGCGGCUUUGAGGAAGUGA
Messenger RNA from Guillardia theta CCMP2712, 288 nucleotides. RefSeq lists its product as hypothetical. Bases 1 to 288 code for a protein of 95 amino acids. The record is from RefSeq and is a predicted model, not a curated record. The transcript has 4 exons. NCBI's taxonomy places the organism in Eukaryota, Cryptophyceae, Pyrenomonadales, Geminigeraceae.